AAGCGAGGUGAGCGACUUCUUUUCUAAUAUGUUUCGAGAUGAAACUAGAUAUGGUGUGAUUCUUCCCUGUCAAAUUUAUUCGAAGUUUAGUAUGAUGGCAAAGGCCUUCGACUCGCAUGAUACAUAAAAUACAUGCAGUGUUUACAUUUUGUAGCUGGGUGCAGCUGAUGUACACUGUAUCCGACUAUAUUUGAUAUUACUACAAGAUGGGACGACUUUGCAGGCACAUGGUUUGAAUCGAGUGUUAAAUUUUUAGAUUCCUGAUUUCCAUCAUGAGCUUAAUUCAAGUCUUUUAAUACAAUCGGACGUAAAUUAUUCUGUUGCUACAUUUCCAAAGCAAUUCGCCAAUCAAAAUAUAUUUUAAGCCGCCAAAGAUUCUACUUCUGUGCAUUUACAAUUUGGCUAUAUUUUUUGCACUUUGUUUGCAUUUUUAUUCUUCUCAGAGUCAUCUUGUGAACAAACUUCUACUAUUUCAUUUGAUUUAAUAAUAACGCUGUUCCAGAGGAUUGAACCGAAUGUCCUGACCUUAGGGGAUUAGUCCAAUACUCAGUUGAUAUUUCAGUUGACUUUCAAGAUCUGAAUAUUAAUUCUUCCCUCCAUGCAGCUACUAAUUCGUUUGCAAGAAUUAGGUGGUAGAUUUAGAAAACAACUUCUACCCGAUAAUUUUGAGUAUAUUGUCAUUACCUGUUUGCUGGCUGUUGUGUAGAUUAUUACUGGGCCAGAGAGGUUAAAUUUAAUUAUGCCUGGGAGUACAGCUAUGUCAGGGAGUACAAUACCUUUACGCUUCACUGGCCUUCCUUCAAUUGUUCCACAAGGAUCCUCAUCUGCUGAGGCAUGUGGACCCCAGCUUUCUCCAGUCACAUUAAGUGCUGUGCAGCCAGCAGCUAAGACCUCUAUCGCUGAGCUGAUGGAGCUCACCAUGAAAAUGGGGCUGGUGUGUAACUUUGAGACUGUUGCAAAUACAGGACCAAGCCAUAAGAGACUGUUUGUGAUGCACUGUACUGUAGGAGAUAUUACAGCUGAGGGAUCAGGGUGUGGGAAAAAGAAGGCCAAGCAUGAGGCAGCCAGGAUGGCAUUGAAUAAGCUUAAAGAAUCUCAACUUUAUGUUGAAUAUGUUAAUCAAUGGACAACAACAUCUGGUCUUGCUCCACAUAAUAACCCGAUAAGUCAUCUGCAAGAGGUAGUUGUUAAAAAUGGAAUGCAAAAACCAGAAUUUGAGGUAUCUAAUGGAGAUGGUCCCCCUCACCAAAGGACUUUUGAGACAACAGUAACAGUGGGAAACUUGUUAUGUACUGGUAAAGGCAGAUCUAAAAAGGAAUCCAAGCGCAAAGCUGCAGAAGCUAUGCUGAACACAAUUAACAAAACUAAUCUAUCAUUGGAACCACCACGAAAGAGGAUGGCAUUUGUUCCUGCCCGCAGUGCUCCUCUAGCUCCUAUUUCAUUUUUACCAGCGGGCACCUUAUAAGGGAGCUUGUGAUCUUUCUGUGCAGGACAGUGUAAUCAGGAUGGCAUUUGUUCCUGCCCGCAGUGCUCCCCUACCUCCUAUUUCAUUUUUACCAGCGGGAACCUUGUAAGGGAGCUUGUGAUCUUUCUGUGCAAGACAGUGUAAUCAGGAUGGAAUUUGUUCCUGCCAGCAGUGCUCCCCUAGCUCCUAUUUCAUUUUUACCAGCGGGCACCUUAUAAGGGAGCUUGUGAUCUUUCUGUGCAGGAAAGUGUAAUCAGGAGCUUUUACUGACAGGUUUAUUUAAUACCUCUGACAGUAACUGGGAAAGCAGAUCUCUUUGGAAGUAUUAUGGCAGUUUUGAUCUGCAAAGCCCUAACAGUUAGCUACAAACUAGCAAAAGCAAUGCCAAGGAGAAAAUGAGAACUGACGUGUUGGAAUGGGUAGUUUUAGUUUUAUCUACCUACAACAAAGAACAAAAAUUCCAUAUAGGCUGAAGAGUCACACACAUCAGUCAUUGUUGUUAUUUUAAAAAAGAGUGAGAUUUAUAUUCAUCAUUGUGAACCUUCACAAUAACAAUCUCUUGUGUCAGGAUUUAGUCAUGGAUUGAACUGCAAUGAAUGCAUUCUUCCAGUCUUCUGUAAACAAUGAUUCAUUCAUUAACCAAAAGACUAACUGUUUUACCCCA
This is a messenger RNA of Stylophora pistillata, 2129 nucleotides long. RefSeq names its product interferon-inducible double-stranded RNA-dependent protein kinase activator A. Gene Ontology annotation, cellular component: RISC complex; cytoplasm; RISC-loading complex. NCBI's taxonomy places the organism in Eukaryota, Metazoa, Cnidaria, Anthozoa, Scleractinia, Pocilloporidae. Gene Ontology annotation, biological process: regulation of regulatory ncRNA processing; siRNA processing. Gene Ontology annotation, molecular function: double-stranded RNA binding; siRNA binding. The record is from RefSeq and is a predicted model, not a curated record.